AUGCGAACGGAGGAAGCUCGAACAAUCGCACUGCUUGACGCGAAAGGUGUCGAAAACUACGAAAUCGUGCUGCUGGAUCUGCAACCUGAGCGCUGGGACGAAAUGACGUCCGUGAGCCGCAGUAAGCGUCUUCCUCAAGUUCACGUGGACGGAAUAUUCUUUGGUACCGUUUUGGAUUCCAACAUCAUUCUUGAAGCAUUUGGCCACGCAACAACGUCGAUGAACCUCAACUCGUCGAGGUUUGGGAAGGUUACAACCUUGCAAGUUUCAUUUGGGCUUCAUCCAUGGGAAUUCCAGAUUUGUGGGUGCUGCAUCUCACCGUUCCUGCUUGAGAAAUCGCGCGUAACACGCGAAAAGAUUGGUCCAGGGCGGGACCAAAGUGACAUGAACUUUCACAUUCUGUACGCGAUGGUGGCUGGUGUUAAUGAGUUCCCAUUCAUGCACCUGCUGGCAAAGGAUCUUCGCCUCGACGGUGUCAAUUGCUCUGCUUUUAUGUAUCUGGGUCGCUCUGAUCAUCAGCUUGCAGAAUUUGUGAGUAAAGAGGACACUUGGAAAAAAGACGUGGAGAGAUGGCAGCAAGUUAUUGACUGCAUGGAUGAACUGAGUCUAUCCCCAGAUCAGCAAAAAUCAAUCUUCAAAGUGCUGAGUGCUGUAUUGUGGCUAGGCAAUAUCGAGCUGGAUUACAAGACAGAAUCGAAAAAGUUGGUCAUGUCUUCGAAGUGUGUACCUGAUGCUCCUGGGCGAGUAGUCGAACUAUUGGAGUUGGGGUCGGUGGAGCAAUUGGAGCGGAUGCUGACGACGAAAAGUGUGACUUUGCAGUCGACGAAUGAGGUCUUCGAGGUAGCUUUGGAAAAGGGUCAAGUCAAUCAUGUCCGAGAUUCACUCGCACGCUUGCUGUACCAGCUUGUUUUUGACUAUAUUGUGGACGCCAUGAAUGAUGCAACGAAGUUGGAUACGCCAGCGGAUGGGGCUACGGACGUAUCUCGCCAAGAUGUGGCAUCAUUGAAAAUUAUUGACGUGUUUGGUUUCGAAGAUCUCUCGUGCAAUUCGCUGGAUCAGCUAUGCAUCAACUAUCUAAGCGAAAAGCUUUACGCCAGGGAGGAGCAAGUGGUGCUAGCUGCCUACAGCAGCAACGUUGCUUUAGGUCCGCGGCUUUUCGCCUCACUGGAGGAAUUGACGAUUCUUCACCAGAGUGAAAAUGAGACUGCACAGCAGGAAGAGAAGCGAAACAUGUUGUUUGUGCGCAACAUCUACGAGCGCAACUCAACCCGACUGCUAGACCCACCGCGCGUGGUAAAUAAUGGGAAGCGCCGAUCUUCGGUGGCGCUAACCAUACUACCUUUUGUGAUCCCCCACACGCGCGGAAAUGUUAUCUACGACGCGAGCGAUUUUGUGAAGAAAAACUCAGAUUUCGUGUACCCAAACCUGUUGGAAGGUCUCAAAGCGUCGAGUAGCGUUCAUGUCCAGCGAAUGCUGGAUACCAGUCACAAAAUG
Molecule: messenger RNA, 1494 nt
Organism: Phytophthora sojae
Lineage: Eukaryota; Oomycota; Peronosporomycetes; Peronosporales; Peronosporaceae
Exons: 3
Biological process (GO): vesicle transport along actin filament; actin filament organization
Cellular component (GO): myosin complex; actin cytoskeleton; vesicle
Molecular function (GO): microfilament motor activity; ATP binding; actin filament binding
Source: RefSeq, a predicted model, not a curated record